Messenger RNA from Plutella xylostella (diamondback moth), 980 nucleotides. Its product is annotated as fas-associated death domain protein. Gene Ontology annotation, biological process: regulation of apoptotic process; signal transduction. The record is from RefSeq and is a predicted model, not a curated record. Gene Ontology annotation, molecular function: protein binding. Lineage: Eukaryota; Metazoa; Arthropoda; Insecta; Lepidoptera; Plutellidae.
AUUUUUUGUUAAUUUUCCUGACAUUUUCCUCCUUGUUUUGGUUUUAAUAUUAUUUUCUUUUCAAAUCCCACAAUAUGACUUUAACUGAUUACUGUGAAUUAAAGCAAAAAAUUGUGAUCGGUGUUGGUGAAAGCGAUAAGCAUGGACAACUCGUAAGCAUGUUAAAGAAUUUAUUCAAAGAUGAAAUUAACUCUCCAAGGCGAUUUGAACAAAUCAAGACAAUCGGCCAACUUAUUGAAAUUCUAGAGAUAAGGGAUAUCGUUUCAGAGGACAACGUUACUAUAUUGAAGCAUAUAGCAGAGAGAUUGACUAAUAGAGAGCAACUUUUGGACAGAAUCAAACAUUAUGAAACAACACAUAUUCCCAAAACUAACCUAAGUUAUUAUGCUCAACCAAGCAUUCCUGAACCAGUUUCUAACGAAACAAGCUUUUUGAGCACAAACCCUCUACCAACCACUAUGAGUGCCAGAAAAAAGGAACGGAUAUAUGCAAGAAUAACAGAAGGAAUUGGAAUCAAUUGGAAAGACCUGGCACGAAAUUUGGGUAUCCGAGAAUGUAGAAUUGAUGAACUAAAUAUAGAAUACCCAACUGCUAUAUCUAAAGCUACCAAAGUUUUAGAAGAGUAUGAGACAACUAGAGCUGAUCCUCAAAGAUGGUUUUUAGUGUUGUGUACAGCACUUGAGAAGUCUCGCAGAAGAGAUUUGAGCAGAAUGAUUCGAGAAAUUGAAACUAUGAACCUAUAAAAUCAGUGAUAUAUUAACUAAAAUAUAAAGAAUGAGAUUACGAGAGAUUUCUACAUAAGAAAGUCAAAUGAAAAUAAGAUUAAAAAUGAAAAUAUUUAUUUUUAACAAUAUAUGCUUUUUGCAUUUUACACCUUAUAGGCUAGAAAGGCACAUAAAUCAGGCUAUAAAAUAAGUUUCUUAUAGAAUAAUUAUUAUAAAGUUAUUGUUUUAGAAUAUCUAUAAUAAACUUUUAGUUAC